Messenger RNA from Rotaria sp. Silwood2, 2888 nucleotides. Lineage: Eukaryota; Metazoa; Rotifera; Eurotatoria; Philodinida; Philodinidae. The record is from the annotation of a GenBank genome assembly.
AUGUCUUCGUGCUGUAAGGCAGGAGAGUAUUAUAAUCAAUAUCGAUGCUCUCCUAGCUCAACUAGCUCAGCUAUACUCACGUUGAACAGUUUUGCAGAAGGCGGUGAUGGUGGUGGUGCAGGUUCAUGCUUUGAAGCUUUUUAUCCUGAUACGCAGCGUGUUGUUGCCUUGUCAACAGGAUGGUUCAAUGGAGGAUCACGAUGUGGAAAAACAAUCAUCAUUAGUGGCAAUGGUAAGACGACAACAGCACAGGUCGUUGAUGAAUGCGACUCCGUAAAUGGAUGUGAUGCAGAACAUGCGGGACAACCUCCGUGUCGUUACAAUGUUGUUGAUGGGUCUCCAGCUGUGUGGGCCGCACUAGGUAUAUCCGAGAACGAUUCACGAUAUGGAGAGAUGUCCAUUUCAUGGAGUGAAUAAAUGCUAUAGAUUAAAAAAAAUAUUCACGGAGACUUGUAGAGACUGAAAUGUAGAGCUCACAUCACUUUUUUAACUUCAUUAUACUCAUACAAAAUAUGCAAAUUGAAAAAACUAUUGUACAUCAUAUUUGUUGUCCACGAUAGUCGAUCGGUAUUAAAAUAAUCUGUCUUAUUUAUUUCUGUAUUUCUGGUAGAAUUUUCUUUUUCUAUUAGCGCUUUCUUUUUGUUUAGAUUGUUGUUAUUUGCUCAUUAUUUUCUUUUUUGUAUUCUUUUUUUCUUAAUUUAACUGUAUUAACAUUCUAACCAUUGACUGAAUGGCAAAUAAACCUGUUAUACAAACUAUACAUUAAUAUCUAUAGCAAAUAGUAACGAACUAUUCUAAAUCUGGAUCAACUCAGAAACAUUGAACUUGAUUGUUUUUAAAGUAACAAUUUGGUCAAUUCAUUCUGUUUAUGAUGAUCAUAUUAAGACUGACAAGUCAAUGCAUCACUAUCCAUCAUUAUUGACAUAUUAAGUACAAUUUUUUAUUUGGACGAAAAUCAAAACUUGUACUAUGGAGAACAUUGACAAAAGUAUUCUAGUCAUUCGAAUUUCGACAACGGCUUUGGAUAUGUUCCAGAGCAGUCGAAGUCUUGUAGUUCAUGGAGUGUAGUAUUUUUUGCUGUUGAUGACAAACUCGGAAGAAAGAUAUUUAGAUAGUUGUUGACCGCGCCUCCUAAAUUCUUUGUUGAAGGAUGUCUCUAAUGGACAGAAAAGAAGAAGGAAGCCGCACAACUUCGACUUAAAAUUUGCGCUCACUAUUCUCGUAGAAAAUAUGUGAGUCUCAAAAAAAAGCAAAUCGAGAUGAAAGAAUAAUUAAAACCCAUUGAGCAGCCAUAUAAAUCUUAUUGUUGGUCAAAUUUUUGGGCCUAAUUAUCUGGCGUAUAAUCACUCUGUGACUCGAAACAGUAAGCAAAUCAAUCUAAUAUAUGCGAGUAUCUGGUAUGGAUAUUCUUGAUGUUCUCAUUAUCGAUACAGACUAAAGUGACUAUAGUUAUGAUAGUGGAUGUGAAUGAAAAGAAAAUGACCAUUUUCGCUCAUAAGGGUGUGAAUAUGAGUAAAGACAAUUUCAUAUCCACAUCCAGACGCACAUCAAACACCCAAACUCACACGGGCAUCCACAAGCACACCGAAGCUUACGAGACAAUCGCCCAAAGUGAUUAACCGCUUUUGAGCUCAUACUUUAAACAUAAGUAGGGCACUCCGUACUUGAGUAAUUCUAAGAGAAUUCUGCCGCAUGCGCUCGUGGGACCAAGGUAUAACCAUUUUACUGGAUUUUUGCCCUAGGAUACUGGUUCACGUACAGAAUUGAAUCAAUGGAUUCCAACUUAAAAUUUUGUCCACCAAGAAAUCUUAGGACCACUAAAAUACUCCGAAAGUUUUGGACAAAACGAAAGCACCCAUGUUGAGAUAUUGAGUUUUCAAAAACUGCCUAUUUCUCGGCAUGAGUUAGUAAUACGAAAUCUAUUGUAAAGCCAAUAUCUUAAGGAGAAUGCAUUCGUUUUGCCUAAAACUUUCAGAGUAUUUUAUUGGUCCUUAGACAUCUUGAUGGAUAAAAUUUUAAAUUGAAAUUCGUUGAUUCAAUUUUGUAGGUGAACCAGUGCCAUAGGGCAAAAAUCCAGUAAAACGAUUAUAUCUCAGUCUCACACGUGCAUAGCGUCAAGUUCUUUUAGAUUUAUUCUAGUGCCGGAGUUCCCUGCUUGUGCCUAAAGUAUGAGCUCAAAAGCGGUUAAUCACUUCGGGCGGUUUCUUCGUCAGUGCUAGAAAAAAUUUAGCGCUUAUUCAAAAAAGCAAUUUAGUUACAUAUCAGGUAAUUCGUUUUGUGCUCAUUUUGAAACAAAUCUCUUCAAGCACUUGAUAAUAUUUUAACUUGUGGUUUUCACCUUGUGGUGAACAUUUUUAGAUGUUUGUUUCAUUCGUCCACGUUAAACAACUAUGAAUCUCUUUGCCGUGCACUUUUCUCUUUUGGAAAAUUAUUUGAUUGAUUGGAAUCAUUGUAUAUUCGAUGAAUAUUAUAUAACGUUUCUGUUAAUUUGAUGACAUGACUUGGGCAAGCGUAUCCUGUCAUGAACAAAGUUAAUCACUGUUCUGUUCGCAUGAUCAGAAAAAAAUGAUGAAAAAUUUCGAUUUCAAAUUUGUUAUUCACGGCUUCAAUAAAAUUAAUCGACUCGUUAGGUAUUUACUACUAUUCGCACCAACAGUUGCUUAAAUGUCUUUGUUAUUGUAUCAAUGAUUAGCUAUUAUGUUGAACACUGAGCGAGGCAAAAGCAAAUAUCUCAUUCAAGUGGUUGUCAUACUGUCGGAGAGAAGAAAGACCGAAACAAAUAUUCUUCACGAUUUUGCGUUAUCUUUUAUGAGAUAUAUUCUUAUCUUUUUUUGUCUAUUUGCAUUUUUUUUAUCUAUUUCGACUUCACAUCGUCAAUAAUGACGGUA